Drosophila ananassae is the source of this 887-nucleotide messenger RNA. RefSeq names its product seminase. The transcript has 2 exons. The record is from RefSeq and is a predicted model, not a curated record. Gene Ontology annotation, biological process: proteolysis. Bases 36 to 869 code for a protein of 277 amino acids. NCBI's taxonomy places the organism in Eukaryota, Metazoa, Arthropoda, Insecta, Diptera, Drosophilidae. Gene Ontology annotation, molecular function: serine-type endopeptidase activity.
UAUACUUCAAGCGAGACAGAGCAGAGUCUCGGGCUAUGGCAAAUCUUUGGGCCUGCUGCCUGCUCGCUAUCAGCUUCAAAUGGAUGGACGUCCUGGGCCAGGAUCUAAACCAGACCAUCGAUCUGGGAAAGCUGGCAAAGGUAGUUGCACCACUAGCAACUGUACAUGCUCGUGUUGUGGGAGGUGAGAUGACCACCAUAGAGAAACUGGGCGGAUACUUGAUUGCCCUGCGCUACAAGAAGGACUUCAUAUGCGGAGGUUCUCUGAUCCACGACCUUAUUGUCCUGACGGCAGCUCACUGCUUCAUUGGUCGUGAGCAGGUGAAUAAUUGGCAGGCCGAGGGCGGCAUCACCAAACUGACCGACAAGGGCGAGGUCCGCAAGGCCAAGAAAUACAUCAGAUCCGGCAGCUUUCGAGUGGAUGAUUUGAACAUGGAUGUGGCGGUGAUGCUACUCCAAAAACCGAUGACCGGUAAGAAAAUAAAAAAAGUGUCGCUUUGCUCAAAGGAUCUCAAGGAGGGGACGAAGCUCACAGUUUCCGGCUGGGGACUAACCGAACCUAAACAGGUGAAGCCGGUGAAGGAACUACGUACGGUUACAGUGCCAAUUAUCAACAAAAAGAAAUGCCGGCAAACAUAUCGACCUACAUCCAAUAUAACGAACAGCAUGCUAUGCGCCUCGGUUCUGGGUAAACAGGAUGCCUGCACUUUUGACUCCGGAGGACCUUUGGUCUACGGCAACGAGGUCUGCGGAAUUGUAUCCUUCGGCAUCGGAUGUGCCAGUAGUCGCUAUCCUGGCGUCUAUACGGAUGUGUUCUAUGUGAAGAAGUUUGUCGAGGAGAGCAUGAAGAAUUUAUUAGAUAAUAAAUAAAGUUUUUAGACCCUAAAA